GGUGGUGACCCACGCGUAUGAUUCCGUCCAGACUUUUACAUUUGCGCUCAUACUUCCGACUGCGCUCAGCAUACAUGGAAAACGAUUUCGCUUUGUGAAUGUCCGCCGGGAACAGCUCAUAAAUUGCACACAGUUCACUUAAUAACUGUGUUUUGAUACAAGUCGAAAAUAUGAUUUUUCUCAAGGGGGAUAUAGAGUCGUAAAAUGUUUUUGGGACCCAGCGUCUCCACAAGGAAAUGGGAGUUUCUGCAUUUAUGGGUACAUGAAUCUAUGUUCCGGGGGCCCGAUGCCUGUGAUGGAGGAAGUAGAUAUCAGCGGCAGUGAGAGCAACAGCAUGCCGAAGAGGAUUGCUCUCAUCUGCUUCCUUUCCCUGGUGAUGCUCAUGAGUGUCCUGGGGAACCUCCUGGUCAUGACAGCUGUCUGCAAGGACCGCCAGCUCAGGAAAAUCAAGACCAACUACUUCAUAGUAUCGCUGGCCUUUGCAGACCUGAUGGUGUCGGUGCUGGUGAUGCCGUUUGGUGCCAUAGAACUGAUUCACCAGAACUGGAUUUAUGGAGAAACCUUCUGCCUGGUCCGGACAUCUCUAGAUGUACUGUUGACAACAGCCUCCAUAUUACACCUAUGUUGCAUUGCUUUGGACAGGUACUAUGCCAUCUGCUGCCAGCCACUGGUCUACAGGAAUAAGAUGACACCACUGAGAGUGGCUCUUAUGUUAGGAGGAUGCUGGGUAAUCCCCACCUUUAUAUCCUUCCUACCCAUAAUGCUAGGAUGGAACAGUAUCGGAAUAGACCAUUUGAUAGAGGAACGGAAGUUCAGCGGUGAUGCAGCCAACUCGACGGCGUGUGUCUUCAUGGUCAACAAGCCCUACGCUCUGACGUGUUCCGUGGUGGCCUUCUACAUCCCUCUGGUUCUGAUGGUACUGGCUUACCAGCGUAUCUAUGUGACUGCACGGGCGCACGCACGACAAAUCGGCGUGCUGCAGCGGGCAGGGGGCGCUGCCGCCUCGGCAGACAGCGCCGACCACCAGCGCAACCACCGCAUGCGUACGGAGACCAAGGCGGCCAAGACUCUGUGCAUCAUCAUGGGCUGUUUCUGCCUGUGCUGGGCCCCCUUCUUCAUCACAAACGUGGUGGACCCCUUCAUAAGCUAUACAGUGCCCGACCAGCUGUGGGCAGCGUUCCUGUGGCUGGGUUACAUUAACUCCAUGCUCAAUCCCAUUCUCUAUGCCUUCUUGAACAAGUCCUUCCGCCGUGCCUUCCUCAUCAUCCUCUGCUGUGGGAGAAAGCGGUACAGCGUCAGGCGGCCAUCCAUACUAGGGCCAGGGCCCCCCUGCUCGGCCACACAGAUCAACGGCUCCACACAUGUGCUCAAGUAAUUGGGUCGGUCGUUCCACCAAUUCGAUGCCUUUUGAGAAGUGUAACUUGGAAUGGCUGCUCCUCUGCCUACAAACUCCUGCUCUGGUUCUGCAACACUAGGCCUGUUCCUGUCUAGUGCUGCUUGACAACCUCUCAAGUAUGCUGCCCUGCACAAUGGAAACCAUAUUGAAAAGGAACAGCAGCCGUUGCAAAAAGAGGACACAGAGUCGCCGGAGUCCUGCUUCUGACAACCGCAGACAGUCAGACAGACACUACCCUGUGCAAUCUGAGACAAGGACUGGGUCGGAACCAGAACCAGCCCUAGAGGGAGUCAUUCUAAGGCGGCCUCUCCCACUGAGAGACAGCCAAACCAACGACAUGUUUGGACUGAACUCCUAGUAGCGGGAUCGAUUAUGGACUGUGGAAUACUUUAAGGUGAAUAAUGUUGCCAAAGCUAUUUGAUAUUAACUUUGUUUUGAGAUAUGUCGUUUCAUAUUUCCUUUGCUUAGAAAAGGAAGAAAAACACUCAAUCUUUCUGAUCCACUAUAGUUAGCUCUGUUAGUUAACGGAUGUUCCAGUAAUGCUUAGUGUUAUGUCACCAAUAUAAACAUUUCAAUAAGCUUUAUUGAUCUAAGGAGGUGCAAUUUCACACAGGCACAGAGGGCUCAUAACCCAUUCAUUUAGAAUGAAGUAUUAACUUGAAAAUGUUCUCAUUUUAUUCAACUUCAGGUCUCUUAUCUCUCCCUGUCAUUGGUGCACUAUACUCAAUCAGCCUAGAUCCCAUAACGUUCCUUUGAUGCUCUGCAUAAUCGUCAAAAGCCGAAAGUGAUAAAGUAUUUUAACACACCCACGGUAUUGUAUGGUAUGUGAUGAAAUAAUUCAGCCCCUGAAGUGCACUAUUAGCUACUACACUUUACAAAUGAUCCCUUCUCUCUCAUGGCUCCUCUCUCAGAUGUCGACAAAGAUGGACCGUGCAAUAAGACGGACAUGUUUUUAAAGAUGGUGGUUGCUGAAGCAAUUGAAUCUUGGUCACAGUCUUUUCCCUCCUACUGAUGUGUGUUGUCUACUACGGAGUACGUGCAUACUACGUCCAGUAUGUGGGUGCGCGCUUGAGAUCAUGUCCUAUACUUCAUGAAGUGCCCCUCUCAACACCACACGUGUUUAGUCUAGUCCACAGCAACAUCUCAUUUCUUAUGCAUUACUAGCAGUAGUCCGAAAACAUUUGCUAGAGUGUACUACAAUUUUCCGGCAUUUUGUAUUCAUGAACAAUCCAAGGUAUCCCCUGAAAUGUAUAUUUACCUUGCACCUGAAAUGUAAACAUUGACUUUCUUUUCCUGUGCGAUUCCAAAGCAAACCAUUCCACUUGCUGAAUCCUUCAGUAGGCUACCAAUGAUGACUAGCUCGUUUAAAAGGCAAUCGCCACCAAAGCCAUCAUUUCAUUUUCUACCAAAUAGAGGCUCAAUGGUUUAGUUAAUAACAUUCUGUCCAAAGCACUGGGAAUAUUUCCUUUCAGAAAACAAUGCAAAGAGAUCAUACAUAGUCAUAUACAGCAGGAUGUAAAGAAUACCAACUGCAUUUUCCCCAUACGUUCAUCCGUUAAACACACAUUCAAGCGACGUAUCCCAGCAACUUAAACAAAAAUGACCCUGUUGGUUGAACUUCCUGAUUAAAUGUCCAGUCUUAAAGGGGCAGUGCAGUCAAAAACAUUAUAUACCAUUUUUUUGUAUGAUAUUUCCAGACUAGCAGGUCGAAAUAACACCCUGAAAUUGUGAAAAUUAUGAAAAUGCCCUUUUGGUGUAAGCUUUUUGAAGAAAAACCAGCAGACACUAUGCCCUCCAUGGAAUGAGGUUGACACCCCCACCCUAGAGUCUAGACCAGAGUCUCCCAACCCUCUCCUCAGAUGUUUCACAUCACAUUUGAGUUUUAACCCUAAACUACCACAUCUGAUUCAAUUAGGCAAAGGCGUGAGGAUUAAUUGACUAAUUGAAUCAGGUGUGUCAGUUUAGAGUUAAAACAAAAAUGUGAGAGGGUUGGGAAACCCUGGUCUAGAUGAUCUAAUCAGAUGUAUCAGUACAUCCACACGAUCAGUCUGAGCAUUUCAAUGGCAAAAGAAAGCUCAGGGAAAUAAAUGAUAGACAAAUAUGAUUUUAUUUAUUAUCAUGAAAUAAACACCCAGUGAUGUAUUAGACACUGAGUGAUGAUAUUUUUUAAUUAAUUAAAAAGACUGCAUGAGGCUUUAAUAGAUAGCCCAGCAGAUGAUCCUCAUGAGCAGAGCAUCCUCAUGUUUUUUUUAUAAUGUACAUGUUGAUACAUAAAUAUCAGAAUUACCAUUAAGUUGUCUCUGAGUGUUUGGGGCAAGGUUGAGUGUGUUACGCAGUGUCCAGUAGCAUUAAGCCAUAAGUCAUUACAUCCAUCCUGUCUUCCUCCUUACAAAACCAAAAUGAUAGUCACUCCCUCCUUCACUCCUGUCCUUGGACUCAAUCCUUCCCCUGAAGAUUCAUGGGAAGUAAUAAUAACUUCGAGUUUUAUUUGAGGAAAUAUUCAGAAUAUAUCUAGAUAGACUUUACAGGGCAUGAUCUUCAGUGGCAAUGACAGCUCUUCUAUUCAGAGGGUUUUGGUCAAUACAAAUGUUCUUGUUUUUUCCUGCAACAACUGACAGCUAAAUGUAUUUAGAAUAUAUACACUGAGUUUACAAAAUGUUAAGGACACCCCCCACUUUUGCCCUCAGAACAGCCUCAAUUCGUCAGGGCAUGGACUCUACAAGGUGUCAAAAGCAUUCAACAGUUAUGGUCCAUGUUCACUCCAAUGCUUCCCACAGUUGUGUCAAGUUGGCUGUAUGUCCUUAGAGUGGUGGACCAUUCUUGAUGCACACAGGAAACUGUUGAGAGUGAAAAACCCAGCAGCGUUGCAGUUCUUGACACAAAUCGGUGCGCCUAGCACCUACUACUAUACCACGUUCAAAUGCACUUAAAACUUUUGUCUUGCCCAUUCCCCCUCUGAAUGGCAAACGCACACAGUCCACGUCUCAAUUGUCUCAAGGCUUAAAAAGCCCUUCUUUAACCUGUCCCCUCCCUUUUAUCUACACUGAUUGCAGUGGAUUUAUCAAGUGACACCAAUAAGGGAUCAUAGCUUUCACCUGGAUUCACCUGGUCAGUCUGUCAUGGAAAGAGUAGGUGUCAAUAAUGUUUUGUACGCCCAGUUUAGGCAGAGCCUUUACAGUGCUAAACCCUUCUGGAACAGAUUUCAAACCAAUGUUGCUUUUUUUGUUCUUGCUUCUUUCAUGCUCCUUAAAAAAAAGCUAUUUAUCUCAGACUGUGACCUCGUCAUAAUGGAAGCACUAGCACUUUAGUAAUAUAUAGAUGAAAAUGAUGUCAAAAAGAUUAUUCCAGAGUCUUCUCAUCAGCUGAUCGUCCAAGACCAACUUUAUAAACAAAGGUAUUUUGAUCCCUUAAGUGAUUUCCUUUCCUUUUCAUUCAUCCUGAAGAUUUUAUUUUGUAUUGUAUUUUUGAUGAUACAUUCGGAGAAGUCUGUAGGGCAUUAUUUUGGAUACAAUGGUAAAUGCCACGUGUACAAUCCAUGAAGACCCAUUCGAAUUAUAUAAUAAUCAAAAUAGUCUCGAAUCAUUCCCUUUGUGAGUGGGACUUUACUUGCUUACAGUGCAAACAAUGCAACAUAAUGUUUGUCCAUGAACAAUCUUAAAAUGUAAUUUGUAUGAUUUUCUUUGUUUGUGUUUCCUUUUUCAGGAAUUUAAUUCAGCCAAUUAAGAAGAUGAUAUAUGAAUUGUACUUCCAGCAUAAUUAAGGCUUAUAUUUCUGGGAUUUUAAAGUGUACAUAGAGGAAUAUUUUUCAGCAAAAAGUGGGAUAUGAGUCUGUGUCUCUUCAGUAGACUUGAACAAAGCAAUUAUAUUGGCUUUAUAUUCUUCAUUCCAGUAGCUCUGCUGGCCUAUCCUUCCAGCACAGUAUAAUGAUAAGGCCUGAACAUGUACGCCACCAUAUACUACAGAACACAUAUGUGUAUGCAUCGUCACAUACAGCUGUUUUUUUAUGUUCAAGAUGUUCAUACACCUUGUUCAUCACAACAUUUUAUUGCCAGUUUUCAAUUGACGUGGCCAGCAUAAGAAUUUCACCCAGACUAAAAAGGAGGGGGUUUCCCUUCAUGUUUUGUUUGUGAUAAUAGAUGUGCUGCGUACAUACUCCCCUGGGCCCGGCAGUUUCCAUGACACCUGGAAUAUAAAUCUCUGUGAUCAACAUGUAUGGUACAUUAUGUGUUGGUGGUUGAAAGUCCCGAAUUAGAACACAACCUGUGGAGAUUUAAGAGGAAAACCACUUACGGUAAUAACAUAACUUUCAUAAUUUACUUUAGUUACACCACUGAGGUAGAUUUGAAAGGAGAACCAUCAGCUACCUAAUUUUAUACUGUAUAUUCAGAUACCAGUUACACAAUAUGCCGUCUAAUUACUUAUCAAACGUUGAAAACAGACAUGAUACUGGGAACGGUACAGUAAUACAUUGGUAAUACAUUGUACUUUCCCUGUGAAUUGUCCUGUAGGACCUCCUUUAAUACUUGUCGAGUUACAUACACGUAGAGUUGGGGCAAUAAACCAAAAAUGAUCGACACCGACCAAAUCGAUCACUUAUCGCAGGCAUUUCGUUCAUUGGGAUAAGUAGCCUGUACUAGAGAAAUGUGAAGUUUGAAAUGAGUUUGCUAAUAUGGGUGAUUGUUAAUGGAACAGUUGAUGGCUACAAUCAUCAAACUAGUAGUAGUAUUAGUAGUAGUAGUAGUAGUAGUUUAAAGCAGGGAUCUCCAACCUUUUCUAGCAUGAGAGCUACUUUAAAAAAAUGUAUUAUGUCACCAGUUACACAAUAAAUUAUUGGUUUCAAAUAGACACAUGAUCAUUUUCACCUCUCACGUGCAGCUCUUCCUUGGGUCCUUAGUGUACAAGAGAAAGUAGUUCCCCAUGUUUUUUGUCAAUAUACCUGGUAAAAUAAUGGUUAAUAAACUACUCUAAACGGGGCCCUUUCAAAUCUGCAUUUUAUCCCCCAAAAAUUCUGUUUUAGAUUUUCCUAAAUUACGUUCUCAGUUUUAUUUUUCACUUUUAAAAUUCCUAUUGUUCAUAGAGAAACAACAACAUUGGAUGUUCUGAGUCCAUGUCAAUGCUUAAAUCACAUGAGACAUUCUUUUUUUAGUUCUGGAAGAAAUGUUGAUUUUUGAUUGUAAUUCCUCUUUAAUUGCACAUCUGGCGACUGAGGAAUGUGCCGGUCUAACAAUGGUUCUGUACUGCUGCUUCUCAAUUCAUGACAAAGUAUAUCAUACAAAUGAUAUACUUACUUAUGAUAUACUGGCCAGGUAAGCCAGCUUUGCGGUUAACAUUUAAUUGAGAAGGUUUUGGGGGAAGUUGUAUACAGCAUACUUCAGAAUUGUUUGGCGAGCUACUCAUAGGUGGGCUGCUCGUGAUCGACCUGUUGGAGACCCCUGGUUUAAAGGAUCAUAAAAAAAACCUGUGGUAAAGUUUAAGGUAAUGUCAUAAAUGUUUCAUUCUAUUCAUCAUUAUCGCAUAAAUUCUGGCAAUUUAUCAUGAUAUGGAUUUUUUUUCCAUAUCGUCCAGCUCUACAUGCAUGUAUGUAAAGGUUAAGGCGAUGAUUAAUUAAAUGCUUCACCUGUUCAUUAGUGAUCAGAACCACAGGCAUCAUCUGUCCCCGUGGUGUAUUCCCCAGCCUCUGCAUGUUGAGAACAUCUGAGAGAGGCUGAACUCUGAGGUGGGUCGUAUCCAGAAAGCGUCUCAGAAAAGGAGUGCUGAGCUAGGAUCUGUCUAUACAAUGUUAUUCGUUAUGAACUAAAAUGCUAAACUGAUCUUAGAUCAGCACUCCUACCCUGAGAUGGAUACGGACCCAGUUGUCUAGAGGCAGAGGCAAGGGACGGCAUCUCGCGUAGAGCCACAAUGUAAUAUACAGAUCAAGUCAAUUGUAACCUACAUAAGUCAUCUAGGGAGAUAUUGGAAAAUCAGGAAGAAUACAAUGAAACAUGCAGUUUCAACAAACCAUUUAAGUUGCAGCAAAUGUCAUACCUUCAAACGUACACAAAUGUUGCUACUUAUACAACUCAACACAGUAUUGCGUUUUUCAAAGUUUGUUCAGAUAUAACCAAUGUCUGAGAGAGAGUUGUAUCUCAAAGCCGUACAUUCCCUUUAGGUUUGGAAGCUUUGGCGCAAUCGUUUUUCAGUUUCAGUUAGUCCCCAACAUGUCGUCACCAUGUCGUCACCAUGCCGUCGCCCUAGAAACCUCCUCCAACCUUCCGUUCUCACUCUUUGGGUGCCACCUCUGAAGGCAGCCCUGAAGGCCGUGGAAGCUCACAGCAUGAAUGUGUUGUACAGUAAAUCUCCCAACAGUGUUGUUGAAGAAUAAACUUUUCUAAUAAAAAUCCUCAGUAUUUAUUUUGAUGGAA
Molecule: messenger RNA, 7797 nt
Organism: Salvelinus fontinalis (brook trout)
Lineage: Eukaryota; Metazoa; Chordata; Actinopteri; Salmoniformes; Salmonidae
Product: 5-hydroxytryptamine receptor 4-like
Exons: 9
Coding region: 263-1375 (370 amino acids)
Biological process (GO): regulation of appetite; chemical synaptic transmission; adenylate cyclase-activating adrenergic receptor signaling pathway
Cellular component (GO): plasma membrane
Molecular function (GO): G protein-coupled serotonin receptor activity
Source: RefSeq, a predicted model, not a curated record